CUUCCUCCUCCUCUUCCUCCUCCCUCUCCUACCUGUGGUGGAAAUCGGCCCAUCUGGGCCUCUUGUUCUCCCCACCCCCGGCGGCUGCGCAGCCGUUUUGGCUCAGGCCGCCCCGGGCCCGGGGUCUGUUUGGCCCGGGCGGGGGGGCGCCGGCUGGGGCGGGGCCGGGCGGGGGCCGCCCGAAGCUGGCGCGGCCCGCUUCCCCCCCAAGACCCAGUCAUCCGACGCGUCGUGAUUUUAUCGCGCAGCUGCUGGAAGGCCUCCCGAGGCAGGAGGACCUGAGCGAACGGACUUGCCAAAAACCUUCCGUCGCGAUUUUGUUGCACGACGCGAGGAUGUCAAAGGGCCCACGCAGCGGCCGAGACAUGCCGCUGUGCGUCGGGGCGGGCGCCGCGGCGGCGGGCGGCAGGCCCAUGCUCAGGCUCAGGUCGGACCCGUGCCUCGGGCGCCCGGGGCCCGGCGCCCGCCCGCCCUGCCCGGAGCAGCCGCCCCGGCCCAGGCGGGCGAGCACCGGCACCGUGGCCGCGCCGCCGGCGCCGAAGGCCCCGCCGCGCCCCGCCGCGCGCCGCCUGGCGCCCGGCGAGCCGCUCUCCCCGCCUGGCAGGGCGGCCGAGGCGCGCUCUCCGCGGCUGCGCGGCGGCCCCUCGCCGCGCUGCGGCGGCGAGUCGCCGCGCGGCGACUCGCCCUCCUUCGGCCGCCUCGCCACGCCGGCCUUCGUGUGGCCCAGGGAGCCGGCGUGCCACUCCGCGCGGAGCGCGGCGUCGACCACCGCGAGCGGCAGCUGCGCCAGCUGCGUCAGCUGCGCCAGCGCGGCCUCCAGCCCAGGCCCAGGCAGCAGCACCAGCAGCCCGGAGGCGCCGCGCGAGGUCUUCGCGGAGGCUGAGCCUGCGCUGCGCUCGGCACGGGCGGGACCCUGCGGCGGGCGGCCCCCGGCCGGGGCCGCCGCGGGCGGCCAGAGCCGCGGGCUGGGGCCGUUCCUGGGCGGCGCGGCGCCGCGGAGGGCCGGCCCGCCCCGGCGGCGCGGCUGCGACAUGCCAGGCAUGGCGCCGCUGCGCGCGCUGUGCGCGGAGCGCUCGUGCCUGAAGCAGCGCGUGGGGGCCGAGGAGCGCGCCGCAGUCUUCGAGGGCUCCGUGCUGCUGCGCCUGGAGGAGAUACGGCUCCUCGGCCGCCGCGCGGCGCGCUGAGAGUUCUUUUUUCGGGGCCUUGUGGUGCCACGGGCGCGCAAAGGCGGCCCGCGAUCCUCCUCGGCACCCGCGGCUCGCCCUGAUCGGCCUGGCUGAGACGGGCGACGUCGUUCGUCUU
Prorocentrum cordatum is the source of this 1302-nucleotide messenger RNA. NCBI's taxonomy places the organism in Eukaryota, Dinophyceae, Prorocentrales, Prorocentraceae. The record is from the annotation of a GenBank genome assembly.